Messenger RNA from Helianthus annuus (common sunflower), 696 nucleotides. RefSeq lists its product as uncharacterized. The record is from RefSeq and is a predicted model, not a curated record. The coding region runs from base 1 to 696 and encodes 231 amino acids. The transcript has a single exon. Gene Ontology annotation, molecular function: zinc ion binding. NCBI's taxonomy places the organism in Eukaryota, Viridiplantae, Streptophyta, Magnoliopsida, Asterales, Asteraceae.
AUGACAUCUAAUAGCGCUGAAUCUAUGAAUGCUUUAUCAAACCAUGCCCGAAAAAUUCCAAUAACCCAACUGAUAGAAUUUUUCAUACAAUCUGUCCAAAAAUGGUUCUAUGAUCGCCGGAAAGAGGGAAUUCAAGGGGAACACUUGCUUACAACGUGGGCUCAAAAAAAAAUUCGAGGCAAAGUUGAAGGUUCUCGUUCGUGGGUGGUUGCUGGAAUUGCCCAGGACAGUUUUGAUGUUGAUGACGGUGGAAAGAGAGGUUUAGUUGACUUCUCUAAUGGAACAUGCAGUUGUCGGGUUUGGCAAGUAUCUGGGUUACCUUGCGGGCACGUUACUGCGGUAUCUAGAUUUUUAGGUGAACCAGAUUGUGCUCAUUAUGCGAUGUCAUUUUACACUAAUGAAGUUUAUAAAUCCACGUAUGAGGAGCAUAUAAAUCCAGUCCCUGAUAAAUCAGAGUGGGAAGUACCCGAUGGACUGGUGAAUCUGCAACCACCGCUUAUUACACAACGACAAGCCGGACGUCUGAAAGAAAACAAACGAAUCCUAUCACUAGGAGAGGACCCAACUCCCCUAUAUUGCGGUAAGUGCAAAACGUAUGGGCAUUCACGUGCGAGCUGUUUAGCACCGCCCAAAACAAAGACUUCUUCUCGCACCGUCUCUAAGCCACAACCCACAACCCACAACCGUCCAAGUUGA